AUGCCAUCAGGGAAGAGCAACCUCAGGGAUGGGGAAAGAGGGAACCCAGAGGCGAAGAGGGAACCCAGGGGAGAAAAAGGGAACCCGGAGGAGAAUAGAGGGAACCCAGGGAGAGGGGAGAAGGGAACCCAAAUAGCAAAGAGGGAACUCAGGGGGGAAAGAGGGACCCCGGAAUGGGGGAAGAGGGACCCUAGGGGAGAAAGAGGCAAUCCAGGGCG
Acanthisitta chloris (rifleman) is the source of this 218-nucleotide messenger RNA. RefSeq names its product collagen alpha-1(I) chain-like. NCBI's taxonomy places the organism in Eukaryota, Metazoa, Chordata, Aves, Passeriformes, Acanthisittidae. The annotation marks the transcript as partial. The record is from RefSeq and is a predicted model, not a curated record. The transcript is spliced from 2 exons.